This is a messenger RNA of Symphalangus syndactylus (siamang), 1367 nucleotides long. RefSeq names its product small ribosomal subunit protein eS26. Gene Ontology annotation, biological process: translation. Gene Ontology annotation, cellular component: cytosolic small ribosomal subunit; ribosome. Gene Ontology annotation, molecular function: mRNA binding; structural constituent of ribosome. NCBI's taxonomy places the organism in Eukaryota, Metazoa, Chordata, Mammalia, Primates, Hylobatidae. The record is from RefSeq and is a predicted model, not a curated record.
UUGAGCCCCUAGGGUAUUUGUUCCUUUCUUCUCUUAUUAUUAUUUCCCUGUGUGAAAAUGUUUUGCAUAUGGAAGAUAAAUCAAGUUAGAAUUUGUAUCUCUAUGGUAAACUACUGUACAGUUUUAAUUCCAUGGUAACUCUUAGGUUUAAUUUUGAAGCAAAAUCUAGAGGCUGAAAUUCCUCACUGAAUCAAUUUUAUAGUAAGCACAGUUUAAACAUCCUUCUCUAUAGGAAAAUUGUAACUUUUGCUGAUUUUUAUUGGCACUGAUUUUUUUUGUAUUACCUAUGUGCUGAUUUUCUUUAAAAUUUUAAUUAUAGAAAAUUAUAGAAUAUUUCUGAAAACCUAUUAAAAUUUUGCACGCAUGUGCCAAAAAACCCAUAGUUCUAUAUAAUUUAUGCUACAAAUUGCUGUACAUACAGGCUUAUAUUUUUUUGCUUUAUACAGUCUAUCUUCUAUAGCCUUUUAUACCACACUGGUAAGCAGUACUUUCUAUUAGGGAAAUUAUAUACUUUUAUGUGAGAGUACCAUAUUUUAUUUACCCUUACCCUGCCUGUCACCUAUUUAAGUGAAUCCUUUUCUUUUUAAAAAGUGUGAAAUGCUCUGUAACAUACCACAUGUUGUAAGUAUUUUCUUAUACUGACAUUCAUCAUCAGUUAGUGUGUUGUUUUGGUUUUACAGAGACUCAUCAGUCAGGUUUUAACUUGAAUACCUUUGAGGUGGUGGUUUGUUUAUCUGUAAGCCCUCCUUAUCUGAAAUACUGUCCUACAAUCCUAUAGCUGUCACUAAGAAACAAAUCUUGAUUCUCUGCAAUGUUGGUGAAGGAUUUGGCCAAAUCCAAAUUGCUGUUACCAGCUUGCAUUUCAGGAGACCGCUGAAAAUUGAAGGAUCUAAAUACUGCUCUGAUUAAUCAGAUCACAAAACAUUUAAUACAAAAAUUGCGCUCUCUCCGGUCCGUGCCUCCAAAAUGACAAAGAAAAGAAGGAACAAUGGUCGUGCCAAAAAGGGCCGCGGCCACGUGCAGCCUAUUCGCUGCACUAACUGUGCCCGAUGCGUGCCCAAGGACAAGGCCAUUAAGAAAUUCGUCAUUCGAAACAUAGUGGAGGCCGCAGCAGUCAGGGACAUUUCUGAAGCGAGCGUCUUCGAUGCCUAUGUGCUUCCCAAGCUGUAUGUGAAGCUACAUUACUGUGUGAGUUGUGCAAUUCAUAGCAAAGUAGUCAGGAAUCGAUCUCGUGAAGCCCGCAAGGACCGAACACCUCCACCCCGAUUUAGACCUGCGGGUGCUGCCCCACGUCCCCCACCAAAGCCCAUGUAAGGAGCUGAGUUCUUAAAGACUGAAGACAGACUAUUCUCUGGAGAAAAAUAAAA